Molecule: messenger RNA, 867 nt
Organism: Hyaloscypha bicolor E
Lineage: Eukaryota; Fungi; Ascomycota; Leotiomycetes; Helotiales; Hyaloscyphaceae
Product: alpha/beta-hydrolase
Exons: 1
Molecular function (GO): hydrolase activity
Source: RefSeq, a predicted model, not a curated record
UCCUUCACCCGGCGCACCCCCUCCACAGUCGGGGAUAUUCCAGGGUCCUCUAACCUCCUCUUCUACACGCCUUCUUCCUACUUCCACUCCCCUUCUUCUUGUAAAAAAUACCCCCUACUCAUCAACUUCCACGGUGGGGGUUAUACUAUUGGAAAUGCAGCUGACGACGCCCGCUGGGCCACCGAAGUCGUGAAAAGGACAGGAAGAGUAGUAGUCAGCGUCGAAUACCGCCUCGCUCCCUCCUACCCCUUCCCAACCGGGAUCGAAGAUUGUGUCUCAGCUACUAUGUAUCUGUGGAAACAUGCUCAGGAACUGAAUCUCGAUAUCGAGAGGACGGCGUUCUCGGGGUUUAGCGCGGGUGGGAAUUUUUGUUAUACGGCUGCUUUUCGACUGCAUGAGGAGUUGAAGAGGCUGAGAAAUGAGGGGAAAGUUAAUGAGGAGGAGGUGGGGAGGUUGGUUAGUAUUGUGAGUUUUUAUCCCGCUGUUGACUGGACGAAAACAAGAGCAGAGAGGCAGGCAAGUAAUCCAAACUUUACGCCAAUUAUCAACCCCGUUUUCGGGACCCUGUUUGAUGACGCGUAUCUUUAUCCUCGACCGGAUAUGUCGUCUCCGUCAUUGAGUCCUGGAUUGGCACCGGAUGAGUUGUUGAGAGAUGCGCUGCCGAAGGAUUUGGUGAUCAUCACGUGCUGGGGUGAUUCGCUUUUGGUGGAGGGAGAGGAGUUUAGGGAGAGGUUGAGGGGGCUAGGGAAGAGGGUUGAUGGAUAUGUGGCUCAGGGUGUGGUGCAUGGGUGGGAUAAGUGGCCGAGUUGGUGGAGGGGGAAUAGGGAGAGGGACGAGGCGUAUAAAUCUGCCGCUGAGAGUUUGAGG